Messenger RNA from Sparassis crispa, 1257 nucleotides. RefSeq lists its product as hypothetical. The record is from RefSeq and is a predicted model, not a curated record. NCBI's taxonomy places the organism in Eukaryota, Fungi, Basidiomycota, Agaricomycetes, Polyporales, Sparassidaceae. Bases 1 to 1257 code for a protein of 418 amino acids. The transcript has a single exon.
AUGGAUUCAGCAUCGGGCAGGCUUCCUCUUGAAGUACACGAGUACAUUCUCGAUCACCUCUGGGACGACCACAGCACACUGGCAGUAUGCAGCCUGACGUGCCGCGUUUGCUUACCGACUACGCGGUUUCAUCUGUUCCGCAGAGUCUCUCUGGCGAGCUACGUGGAAUACACACGAUUUGAACGAUUGUUGGAUGAGUGCCCCGGGAUUGCACACCACGUCCGCACUCUCCUGAUAUGCAAUGCCCACCACGUCGUUCCCAUGAAUCGCGACUUUACUCGCAUCUUGCUUAGGCUGCAGAAUGUCGAAUACUUAACCCUGAAUUGCUGGCGAGCAUAUCAGAUGUCAAACGAGACGAGGAAGAACUUGCAGGUGUGUUUCCCGGCGGUGAAGACAAUUGUCCUCGAAGAUUCCCAUUUCUGCGAUCACGAUUUCCCUGGGAUCAUCCUCGCAUGCCCCAGACUUACCGCGAUCCAUCUGAUUGGGAUAACGUCAUCAUCCUCCAGCUCUCCUCCGAUCUGGCCUCUCGAGCUCGUUCCGGCCGGUAGCUCACCGGAGAGUCAGGUCGACACGCUAGUGUGGUCGUUCUCAUCAAAUGACACACUUGUAUGGUUGCUCAAUGGUCCCUCAAUGCUGCGUCUCCGCGAGCUCCAGCUGUCUUUCUUCCACAGUGACAUACACCCAGAAGUUGAGAACCUGGCGCAACAGCUCCUCCAUGCAGCCGGGGCAUCGCUGCAGCGCUUAUCACUGGGAAUAUCUCCAACAUUCGGUACUCCCAACGUGUCGCACGACACGCUGCAUCUUUCGCGUAAUCCAAACCUGGAGUGGCUCCAACUGAAGGGCAUCAUCCUCGAUGGCGAUCGAGCCAUCCAUUUCUCCAGCAUUCUUUGUUCCAUUGUCUCUCAAAUUCAGCCUUGCCAUACCAAGCUCCGCCAGAUCCAGGCCGAGCUCAUAGUUGCACGCAUCUCUGACAUAGCUGCUCUUCGAUUUGAACAGUUUGACGAGACCCUGGCUGCGCUGUUGCAGGACAGGCAGUCCUUGGAGGUUCUGUUUCACGUGUGCAAUGCCACAUUGCAUUCUCGUGGGCACGACUUCCAAGCUUGGGCACGAGAGGUGUCGGACGUGAUCUCCACCGGCUUACCACGGGUGAGGACUCGGCUACUCGUGGAAUGUGCGGAUGCAGGAUUCCCUCAUGCGGGGUGGGGUGGGCCGACGAAGAGUCGCCAGCAAGUUGUAUAUAGGUACAGUGAGAAAUAG